UGCCAAGUAUGAGUUUUCAUGAAAAAUCGAGCGAACGCGACAUUUCCGGAACUGACCACAUCCGGAAACGAAAGCGUCAUCUAAGCUGCACCGGCAAAGGCGGCGCAGGAAAUUUCGUAAGAUCGACGAGAAUAUUGAAUUUCGUAGGAAUUAAAUAAAAAAAAAAAUCCAACCGUAUACUUAAUUCGGAAAAUCUUUAAAAAUUUUGGAAAAACUUAACAAUGUUUUUGACGUAUUAAUUUUUCAUGUCAAAUUCCGCGCAAACCAUCAAUGACGGCGAGGCAAUCGGUACAGUAGACAGGGUGGGUGGUGUCAGGAGGUCAUCGAGCUCCAGACAGGUUCGUAAGAAGAUAAAUAAAAAAUCUCCAGCAUCCAAGGAAUCCUGGCAAAGUCUCCACGAUGCCGUAGUUCCAAAAAUAUCAAAUGAAAAAUUUCAAAAUAAAUCUGACGAAGAUGAUUCCUCGGGCGCUUCUAUAGGCGACAUAUGUCGUAUCUGUCAUAUGGGCGGAUUUCCACCCUUAACGAAUUCACCGCCAAUUUGGGAAUGGCAGAAUCAAACAGCCCGUUCAGUGGACAGUCAAAUGUCGACCCUGUCAACCUACGCUUAUCUGGGUCCAUUGAUAUCAGCAUGCAACUGUCGCGGUACCGUGGGUCUCGUGCAUGCCGAAUGCUUGGAAAGGUGGCUGACGGAAUCUGGACACAGUAGAUGCGAACUCUGCGGACAUAGAUAUGCUACCAAAAGAGUACCCAGACACAGUAUCUUGCGAAGUGUCAUCAUCUGGUUUAGAACUGUCAUAGCAACGCGGCAGAUGCUACUGGAUAUAAUUUAUCUAAUGGUAACAACGCCCCUGGCACUAUUUUCAUGUUACGUAUGUGCAUUGGCCCUGAGGAUGAUCUUGGAGUCAGGACUGUACGAGAUACCCUGGAUGAUAGUAGCCAUGUUGCCCACCUGCUCUUUGACUCUGGUAGCUUACUGGGGAUGGUUAAUUACACUAGGAAGGUUACAUGGACGACGCUGGCGUCGAUUCUGGCGAAACAAUUUCGUGGUUCGUCUGUUGCCUGAGAGAGGGUUGGUCUUCGCUAACGACGACGGCGAUCCUCGGCCAAUUUCCACGCCCAGUCGGAACCAACUGCCAAGAAAUCGCGAGGAGACGUUGGAACAGAAUCCAAUUGACGACAUGGAAGAUUUCUUAAGAAUCCUUUAACAAUUUAACCAUAGACUAUGUAGAGUCAUGGACGUACGAAGAUCGCCGUACUCGAUUUCCAUGUAUACGUGUAUAUACAAGGUUUAAGAAAAACAAAAAAGAAAAUUCUGAUAGAUCUUAUCAACUGUAUGAACAUUUACGACGUCGUUACUAGACCUCGUUGAGUCACGUUUCCUUUAAUCCUGCGAGGCAACCAGGAGUGUCUCUAAGGACUAAAUAAUUUAUGGCAACUGUCGGAGAAGGGACUGCGAGCACACAGAGAGAGAGAGAGAGAGAGAGAGAGAGAGAGAGGAGAACCAGUUCACUGGGUGAACAAGCCGAAGCCACGUUCUUCGCAUAAAUUGUCCUUUUACUUUUAUUUUCAACUUCGAUUCGACACAUCCAAUUGGAGAUGUUCAUUAGAACCUGUUAAAUGUCUUCAGAGUGGUUCUGAAAGAGGACUAGAAAGCUCAAGGUUUACCAUAUAAGAUUUAGGUAUUAAUUAUAAGCAGUUUCGGUAUCGAUUUUUGUUUCUUCUCUCAAGUCUUUUAUAUCCACUUCUUAUUUUUUUUAUAAAGAAAACAAAAUUUCACGAUCGCGUGAGAAGUCAGUGUGGGCGAUUUGCGAAUCGAAUCCGACUACCGGUUUGGCGGCUCAACUUAAAGCCUCUGCAAUCUCAUGUCCAUUCAUCGGUGCAACUGAUAAAACUUUCAAUUUGUCUUAUCAGCAGAUUUAUACCUGAAUCUAUCAGUUAUGCGCAUACCAAUCACAGAUAGGUAUGUUUCUUGAACAUAACGAGCAACGAGAGUCAUUAUUAUUAUAUAUUGAACAUUUCUUAUCGGUAAUAAAUUGACACGAUAUCUAAUUUAAUGGAAUCUCGAACAAAAUCCUUUUUAACAAUAAUAGAAAAAAAAAACUGACAUUUAACCUAAUCUCUAAACUCUUACGACGGUCCAUUGAUACCAAGGAUUUAAGACCUCUUUCUAAAGUUAGUCGUAUGCGAUACCCUACAUUAUCGCACAUUAAAAUGUAAACUGCCUUUAAGUUAUGGCUCGAUCAAAGUAAUUCUCAGACAACAUUCCGAGUCGCCUAAUAUCGCAGGACCUUUUGUAACGCAAGAAAAAAGGAAGAUGCUCGUUAAGGAUCCCGAAUCAUUAAAGCAACGAUCCUGCCAAAAGGAUAAUUAAAUUAAAUAACGUCAAUGGAUUCUGAUCCCAGUACUUAAAGUCGUCACGUUACUAAAAAAAAAAUAAUAAUAAUGCUCUCCCAAAUAGAAAAAAAAAUCAUUACAAUACAUAUAUUCGUAUAUAUUAUAAAGCAAAUUGUUUUCCCAACUGUCAUUCAGUGGCGUCGCUUUAGACACCCGGUGAUUAACCGUCGCCCACAUGAAUCCCGCAAGAACAAUAAUUGUUUGAUUUACAACGACGUAUUCGGUCGACUAUUUCGGUAUAGGAAUAGUAGCGAGAGGGUUAUGUCGUUUCCUAUAGAAAAACCGUCUAUUUUCGAGACUAGUCUAGGAGAGUCUCGUUUCCGUCCACGCAGCAUCUUCCUGCGUUACAGUCGCGUUAUUUUUAAUUGCCUAAACGUAAAAGCACGAGCGUCCAGAGACAGUACGAUCAAUAUCGUCCAGUGUUAAGGAUCCUUACGCGAUUAUAGAAAAUUCACAUGUAAAAGCCAACCUGAGGUAUACUGUCUUCCGGCGCGACAAAACACGAGGUUUAAUGCGUAUACAGCAAAAGGGUCGGAACGACGCUCGUAGCUCAUCGAGCGUUUAUUGAGCCGCCAUCUUUUCUUCUCUCUCUUGUGUUUGUUGGUAUUCCUGUAUUAUGCCGUCGCCCGGGACACGGAGGAAGAAAUGAAUCUUUUACGCGCCAUCUCCAGAAAUGCAUCCGGUAGAUCCUGCUGCAGUCGUAUGCACCGAUACCCGUAUACGAGUAUUCGUAAAAGUUGCUUGUGAUAUUUAAAAAUAUUAGCAUCACGCGGCAAAAGUCUACUACCGACCGGAAGUCACUUGAGAAUCUCAUGCUAUUAUAUCAAUAUAACAACAGCACUAGACUUAUCACCGUCGUAAUACUACGAAUAUACAAGUGAUGUAUAAAGCUAUGAAAUAACUCGUAUCCUUACCGGGAAUUCUCAAAGUGCGAUCCUAGUCGCUGGAAUAGAAUUAGCCUUAAAGCCACUGGCGUCUGCUGGGAGAUUCUGGGCGCGAAUUGCUCGCAUAAAUAAUUGCAACUU
Cephus cinctus (wheat stem sawfly) is the source of this 3419-nucleotide messenger RNA. RefSeq names its product E3 ubiquitin-protein ligase MARCH3. The record is from RefSeq and is a predicted model, not a curated record. Bases 246 to 1205 code for a protein of 319 amino acids. NCBI's taxonomy places the organism in Eukaryota, Metazoa, Arthropoda, Insecta, Hymenoptera, Cephidae. Gene Ontology annotation, biological process: protein ubiquitination. Gene Ontology annotation, molecular function: ubiquitin-protein transferase activity; zinc ion binding. The transcript has 6 exons.